This is a messenger RNA of Dichotomopilus funicola, 966 nucleotides long. RefSeq names its product kinetochore Sim4 complex subunit FTA2-domain-containing protein. The transcript has 2 exons. The record is from RefSeq and is a predicted model, not a curated record. Bases 1 to 966 code for a protein of 321 amino acids. NCBI's taxonomy places the organism in Eukaryota, Fungi, Ascomycota, Sordariomycetes, Sordariales, Chaetomiaceae.
AUGACUUCGUCGGGCUUCCGCCUCGCCUUCCUUCCCAAUCCGCCGCUGCCGCUUCCCCGCGUCUCGGGCCCUAAACUGGCACCUUUAACCCCAACUGCCCGCGCCGAUAUCGAUUUCGUCCAGUUCCUCGGCCGGGGGAACGAUGUAGAGUCUCAAGUGUGGAAGGCCAAGAUCAACGGAGCUGGCUUCUUUGUACUCAAGAUGUUUUACUUCCGCUACUCGGACUACUAUGUUAGGAAUUAUACCCGGGAUCUUGCCCUGCCGCUCGCCGACCUACAGCUCUAUAUCGACUACUUUAAGCCGUUCAAUUAUGAGUGCCGUGUAUAUGGUCGUCUUAAGGAGGAGAAGCGCGAGGAGUUGGCCGUCAAGGCCUUAGGCUAUCUUCUUCUUACCCCACAUCAAGAGGCCCAUUUGGCCUGGAAGGUGACGGGUGAAUCUAGUGAUCUUCCCAGUGCCGACAUCGGCGAGUUAGAUGGCGAUAAUUUCUGGGGGCGGUAUGAGCAGCACUGCUCACUGCCCGUUCGCGCCAUCGUCAAGGAACUCGUAUCCCCGAAAUUGCCUACUUCCGACGAAGUUCAGGGCAUGUGGGCGGACCUACAAGCCCUCCACUCGCUGGGCAUUUUCGUGGGAGAUACGUACGGCGGUAACUACCUAGGCGGGAAGCUCGUCGACUUCAGCCGCGUGUGGACUAUGUACCAUCCGGCUUUGAUCCAGACCUACGGCAAUCGAUGGGAGGAAUGGAUAUUAGAAGAGCUACAGAAACUACAGGACAACUGCUAUAAUGUAAUCAACAGUUUACCGUCAGAAAACAUCGACAGCUUUGAAGACCUCGACGCGUUCGGCGUGGGGCACAUUGCCGACUACAUCUCCAAAAUUCUCCCGAGCGCCUAUAACUGGCUCAAGUGGGAAAAGGACGCCGACGCGGCACACGCGUUUGUGGAACAAAGCCUAUUCAAGAGGGCUUGA